This is a messenger RNA of Paramecium sonneborni, 3652 nucleotides long. The record is from the annotation of a GenBank genome assembly. Lineage: Eukaryota; Ciliophora; Oligohymenophorea; Peniculida; Parameciidae.
AUUUAAUUUAAAAUCUAAAAAUUCUUAACAUUUUUGUGUAUGGCUUAGAAAACAGACUUUACAAAUGGUAUAGAGUGAAAUUUAAUGAAUAGUUGUCGAAAGACCCGAUUUCCCUUAAGAGGAAGUCAGAAUAUUAAAAUAUUGGGAAUAGAUCAAUGCUUUCCAUAAAUAAUUAGAAUUAACAAAGGAUUGUCCUAGAUUUACGUUUUAUGAUGGACCUCCAUUUGCUACAGGUUUACCUCAUUAUGGUCAUAUGUGUGCUGGUACAAUAAAAGUAAAUAUAAUAAUUUAAAUAAAUUUAGGAUGUUGUUUGUAGAUAUUUUGCAAUGAAUGGAAGAUAUGUAGAGAGAAGGUUUGGAUGGGAUUGUCAUGGAUUACCAGUCGAACAUGAAAUAGAUAAAACUUUAAAAAUUUAACAUAGGGGCGAUAUUUUAAAAGUAAAGAUAGUAAUUUAUAUGUUUAGAUGGGUAUUGAUAAAUAUAAUCAUGAAUGCAGAUCUAUAGUAAUGAGAUAUGCAUCAGAAUGGAGAAGAAUAAUUGGAAGAACAGGAAGAUGGAUUGAUUUUGAUAAUGAUUACAAAACAUUAGAUAAAUCUUUUAUGGAGAGUGUUUGGUGGGCCUUUAAAGAAAUGUGGUAGAAAGGAUUGGUAUACAGAGGAUGUAAAGUUAUGCCAUAUUCAAAUGGUUGUUCUACAGUCCUUAGUAACUUUGAGACCUAAUAGAAUUAUAAGGAAGUAUGGGAUCCUGCCAUUGUAGUAACUUUCCCUUUGGUUACUGAUGAGACAACCAAAUUUGUAGCUUGGACAACUACUCCUUGGACAUUGCCUAGCAAUUUAGCUUUGGCUGUUCAUCCAGAUUUAGAUUAUGUAAAAUUAUUAGAUAAAGCAUCUAAUACUCAUUAUAUCUUAGCAUAAUCAAGAAUUGUUGAAUUAUAUUAAGAUGAGAAAUAAUAUGAGAUAGUUUAGAAAUUCAAAGGUUCUGAAUUAGUUGGAAUUGAAUAUGUUCCAUUAUUUAAUUAUUUUUUGGAAAGAAGAGAAUAAGGAUGUUAUAGAGUCUUAGCUGCUAAUUUUGUUACUAGUAAUGAUGGUACUGGUAUUGUACAUUGUGCACCUGGAUUUGGUGAUGACGAUUAUAAGGCUUGUUUAAAAGUUGCUAUUAUUAAUCCAUCAGAUCCUUUAGUACCAAUCGAUUCUAGUGGAAGAUUCUUAGAAUCAGUUAAAGAUUUCUCAGGAAUGCAUGUUAAAGAUGCAGAUAAAGAAAUUAGAAAAGUACUUAAAAACAAUGGAAGAUUAAUUAAAGAUGGAUAAGUCAAACAUAAUUAUCCAUAUUGUUGGAGAUCUUAAACUCCUUUAAUUUACAAAGCCGUUAACUGUUGGUUUAUUAAAGUAACUGCUAUUAAAGAUAAACUUGUUGUUAACAAUAAGAAGGCUAGAUGGGUACCAUCUUCAAUUCAAGAGGGAAGAUUUAACAAUUGGUUAGAUGAUGCAUAAGAUUGGUGCUUCAGUAGAAAUAGAUUUUGGGGAAAUCCUAUUCCAAUUUGGGUGAGUGAUGAUUUUGAAGAAAUGGUUUGUGUAGGAUCUAUUGAAGAAUUAAAACAGCUUUCUGGUGUUGAAAAUAUCACAGAUCUUCAUAGAGAAUUCAUUGAUCACAUUACUAUUCCAAGUAAGUAAGGAAAGGGUUAAUUAAGAAGAAUAGAAGAAGUUUUUGAUUGUUGGUUUGAAAGUGGAGCUAUGCCUUUCGCUUAAUAACAUUAUCCAUUUGAAAGAAAAGAUUUAUUUGAAACCAUUUUCCCAGCCGAUUUCAUUGCUGAAGGUUUAGAUUAAACAAGAGGUUGGUUUUAUACAUUAAAUGUUAUAUCUACAGCUUUACGUGACGAUACUCCUUACAAAAAUUUAAUAGUUAAUGGAAUUGUAUUAAAUGAUAAGGGUGAAAAGAUGUCUAAAAGUAAAAAAAAUUAUCCAGAUCCUGAAUAAGAAAUCAUUAAUGUUUUUGGUGCUGAUGCUAUGAGAUUGUAUCUUAUAAAUAGUGGAUUGGUUAAAGCUUAACCAUUAAAUUUCAGCAAAGAUGGAGUUUAAGAAGUUAUUAAGAAUGUGUUUUUACCAUGGUAUAAUGCUUAUAGAUUUUUGAUUUAAAAUUUAUAAAGAUAUGAAAAUGUUAUAGGCAAAUUUGAAUUUGAUGAAAAUGCUAUUACAAAAGGUGAUAAUACUAUGGAUAAGUGGAUUGUUUCAAGCAGCUAAACAUUAGUUGAAUUUGUAAGAAAUGAAAUGGAAUCAUACAGACUUUAUACUAUAGUACCAAGAUUAAUUAGUUAUUUAGAUACAUUAACUAAUUGGUAUGUCAGAUUAAAUAGAAGUAGACUCAAGGGAGAUUAAGGAAAUUAAGAAUGGAUAGUCAGUUUAAAUAUAUUAUUUGAUGUACUCUUAAAAAUCACUCUUUUGAUGUCUCCAUAUGUUCCCUUCAUUACAGAAUCAUUCUAUCAAAAUCUUAAGAAAUGUAUUCCAUAAGGAAAAAAUAAUCAAGAAUCAAUUCAUUUUCUUUAAAUUCCUGAAGUUAGAAAAGAAUUGAUUGAUCCAAAAAUUGAAUCUUAAGUUGAAAAAAUGCAAAUUGUAGUUGAAGCUGCUAGAAAAUUAAGAGAAGCUCAUAAAUUAAGUCUUAAAUAACCAGUCAAUAGUCUAACAAUUCUAGCUUCAGAUGAAUAGUUACUUUUAAGUGUUUAAUUCUUAUCAAAAUAUAUUGAAGAAGAAAUUAAUACUCCUUCUGUUUUGGUUGAAAAAAAUAUUGAAUAAUAUAUUCAACUUAAAGCUGAACCUGAUAAUAAAAUAUGUGGAUAAGAUUUAAAAGAUAAAUUUGGACCAGAUCUUAUCCAAUAAGUACGUAAUUUCACAUAAGAAUAAAUCCGUACUCUCAAAACAGAUGGUAAAUUGUAACUCAAAGUAAAAGUCAAGAAAGAAAAGAAAGUUGAAGAAUAAGUAUAAUAAUAACCAGAUCCUAAAGCUAAAAAAGGCAAAAAGAAUGUUGAAUAUAUCGAAGUCGAAAUGGAUUGUGAAUUAUUAGUAAAACAUGUCAAAAUUACUGAUUAAUUCAACACUGAAAAACAUAAAUAACUUCUCUUUGCUCCUCAAGAUGGAUUCUCUAUUAUUUUAGAUCCCUCAUAAACUUAAUAACUUAAGAAUCUUGGAUUUGCAAGAGAAUUCACCAAUAGAAUUUAAAAAUUAAGAAAGAAGUUGGGUUUGUAAUUAGAAGACAAAAUCAUUGUCUUCUAUUAAUUUGAAGCUGAAUCUGAAUUAUCAAAUGCAGUUCAAUCAGAAAUUGCUUGGAUCAGAAACCAAAUCAAAAAACCCAUAUUUUCAUCUGUUUAUUAACAUAAAUACUUAAACUUUAUCUGUAAAGAAGAUGCUGACGUAGAGAAUCAUAAAUUUACCAUUUCUAUUGCCAAGAACUCUCCUAUCUUUUACUCUUAAAAAUUAUUGGUAAUCUUUUAUUAUUAUUUUUUAGGAAUAAUACAGUGAAAAGGAAGUAGAUACAAUUAUAAGAACAUUAGUAAUCUUACCUAAUUUAUAAUAAAAUAUUGAAUUUACGUUAGAUGGUAAAAAAAUUGCACUUGGCCCUGAACAUUAUACAAUUUAAUGAUGAGUAUAUAAUAAAAAGAUUUA